GUGGCUUUGGCUUGAUUUUGUUUAGGGUUUCUACACCACUAUUGUGAAUAACUCGUUUACUUGUGUUGGAAGUCAGAAAUUGAGGGAAACUUUAAUGGGUGAAAUAAGUUUUAAUACUUGGAAAUCAUUGAUUAAGAGCGAGAAUUUGAUGGAAAUUGGAAACUAUGGCUUGUAUGGUAAAGAAGAGCUUGAGCAACAGGUGAUAAACUUUGGAAAUAAGCUUCAAGAGCCACCUUCUUCGGUUGUUGAACUCCUUCUUCUUCUUAACGGUCUUGAGUAUUGUUUAUCAAAGAUGGGACAGAACCCAACUCGAUCAAUGCAAAAGGCACUAACUUUGCCAAAGAAUGCAUUGGUCACGGAUAAAUUUUGUAAGCAUUUCAAUCUUGAUGUGCAAGUUUCUGUUGCUUCAUGUAUGAUUGAGAUAAUGAGAAUAACUGCGCCUGAUGCUCCUUAUGGUGAUCAGCAAAUGAAAGAUGCCUUCCAGUUGAUUGUAUCAUCGUUUGAAAAUUUGACUGUUAAGUCCACCCGGUCAUAUGCUAAGACUGUUUCUAUUCUUGAGACUCUUGCCAAGAUCAGAUUGUGUGCUCUUAUGGUGGAUCUUGAAUGUGAUGGUGUCAUUAUUGAGAUGUUCAAAUAUUUUGUCAAGGCAUUGAAGACUAAUCACUCAAAGAAGGUUUUUUCACACAUGGAGACGAUAAUGGUUUUUGUCGUGGAAGAAAGUGAUGAUAUUUCUCUCGAGUUACUAUCUCCAAUCUUUGAGUGUGUAAGGAAAGACAAUGUGGAAGUUCUGCCUAUUGCUCGAAAGUUGGGAGGGAGAGUGCUUGCAGCUUGUUCUGCAAAGCUUAAACCAUAUCUAUUACAAGCCUUAAAACUAAAAUCUAUCGGUAUUUCUUUAGAUGGGCCUUUGUCUUCGGCUCAGUUUUCAAAUUCAAUCUCUGAUGGAUCCCGCCUACGGGUUGCAUACCAGGGAGUUAGUGGAGCUUACAGUGAGUCUGCAGCAGAGAAAGCAUACCCGAACUGUGAAGCCGUCCCAUGCGAGCAAUUUGACACUGCUUUUGAAGCUGUUGAACGGUGGCUUGUGGACAGAGCUGUUUUACCAAUUGAGAAUUCUUUAGGUGGGAGCAUCCACAGAAAUUAUGAUCUUUUACUCAGACACAGGUUGCACAUAGUAGGGGAGGUUAAAUUUACUGUUCGUCAUUGCUUACUAGCCAAUCAGGGUGUUAAACUUGAGGACUUAAAAAGGGUUCUAAGCCAUCCACAGGCUCUUGCUCAAUGUGAGAACACGUUAACAAAAUGGGGGUUAGUCAGGGAAGCCGUGGAUGAUACUGCUGGUGCAGCAAAGCAUGUUGCACUCCACAAACUACAAGAUGCAGGAGCAGUAGCCAGCUCUGCUGCAGGGAUGAUCUAUGGUUUGAACAUACUUGCACAGGAUAUUCAGGAUGACUGCGAUAAUGUUACUCGAUUCCUGAUGCUGGCAAGGGAGCCCAUCAUUCCUGGGACGGAUAGGCCAUUCAAGACAAGUAUAGUUUUCUCAUUAGAGGAGGGUCCUGGAGUUCUUUUCAAGGCACUUGCUGUUUUUGCUUUGAGGCAAAUCAACCUUACCAAGAUUGAAAGUCGUCCUCUGAGGAAUCAGCCCCUGCGAUCAGCAGAUGACAACAAUAAUGGGUCUACAAAAUACUUUGACUAUCUUUUCUAUGUGGAUUUUGAAGCAUCAAUGGCUAAUCAGAAUGCACAAAAUGCUCUGAGGCAUUUGAAGGAGUUUGCUACAUUCUUGAGAGUGCUGGGAAGUUAUCCAGUGGAUACUACCAUGAUAUGAAUAUGCCUGUGAAUGUGGCCUCUCGUUCACAUUGACGAUAAUUGCAAUUGGAUCACUUGCCCCAUUCUUGUUCUUCAGAUGUUACAGUUUCUUGCAUAUUUUUUCACAAAGUUAUAUGAGGCGAUUCACACAUGCUAGUACACAAACUCAGCUAUGUCACAUAGAAGCAAUUUUGUAGCCUCUUUAGUAGCAUUUUUCAUAUGGUUACCAGAAUUAGUAGAGGUUUCCAACAAAAGAAAUUCCUCGUUUUCAAUUACCAAUUUUAUCAGUUAUCUUACAUGAAUGAAGAAAAUGUUCACUGAAAGUGCUGUAUAUACCCUUGACAACCAAAUUAUUUCUUAUCGUCAAAUCAGAUAACAGGUACAUUGGUU
Messenger RNA from Pistacia vera, 2187 nucleotides. Its product is annotated as arogenate dehydratase/prephenate dehydratase 2, chloroplastic-like. NCBI's taxonomy places the organism in Eukaryota, Viridiplantae, Streptophyta, Magnoliopsida, Sapindales, Anacardiaceae. The coding region runs from base 95 to 1816 and encodes 573 amino acids. Gene Ontology annotation, molecular function: arogenate dehydratase activity; prephenate dehydratase activity. The record is from RefSeq and is a predicted model, not a curated record. Gene Ontology annotation, cellular component: cytoplasm; chloroplast. Gene Ontology annotation, biological process: L-phenylalanine biosynthetic process. The transcript has 12 exons.